CAAGCCGACGUCGUAUAGUCUGAUGGGAAGUUUGGAGAGACGGCGAUGGUUAAAGUUUAGUGGGUUGGUGCACUAUUUGGGCCCGUUUACAUUAGUAGUGUCUUUUCCAUUCGCAUUCGGCAAACCAAACCUUUACAUAUUUACCCCUCUCUUAAAUACACAUGUGCCCCAUAUUCACUCAAAAAGUUAUGUAUUUUAAAAAUAUUGUUACUUUAUGGUAGUUAUAACAAUUAAGUAUAUGUUAAGAAUUUUACAUCGCUUCUACACAUUCAAGAGUGUAAUUCGAUAUGCAAUAUUUGAAUCAAUGACAUUUCGGUUGAUAACCGUGGUGGAAAAGUCCCAUGAUUUUUCAUAUUGAAGCUUCCUGUAUGUUUGUAAUUGAAAAAAAUUGCACAAAUUUGUUUAUUAUAACUGGUUAUGUUUCUUAUCUUUGUUCGAAGAGAUCACGGGUCAAAUCUCAUUACUGAUGUAUUUUUUUCUGUAAAUAAGAAAAUAAUGAAUGAUUGUGAAGACGAAUUUACAUUUCAUACUUUCACUCUGAAUGCAGGAAAUUAGAAAUGAACUUUCAAGUUUUCUCAUUUCACUUUUAUUUACUGUGUAGAUUAACAAUAUUCACACACAAAAUAUGGAAAUAUUACACACCAUCUGUCACCCUCACCUCGUGUAUUUAAAUAUUUUCGACGUAACUCUCACCUGUGACCUGCACAUAAUAGACACACACAGCUUCCCCGACCGAAACCUUUGCCCUGCACGAUGCCACAGAAAUUUUGACGGCAACAAGCACCAGUUCCGUUUCUUUUAACCCUGCCGACAGCCUUUACCCUCUCUCUUAUUUAUCCUCCUCCUCCUCCUCCUCCUCCCUACGGUCACCUGUAUAAUUAGAUAAUUACCCUCUUCAACACCUUCGCCAAUUUCCCAAGCCGACGUCGUAUAGUAUCCCCACAAAACACAAACAAUGGCGACCCUCGCAGAAUCCUCAGUCUUCUUCUUCCACCACCUACUGCUUGCGCUUGGUCUACCGGUCAUACUCUUCCUCCUCUCCCGCUUCCUCCUCCGCAACCGCAACCGCAGGCCGUCUCUCCGCCUCCCUCCAGGCCCAAAACCCUGGCCCAUCCUCGGCAACCUCCUCCACGUCGGAUCCAUGCCCCACGUAGCCUUCUCCCAACUCUCCCAAGCCCACGGCCCGCUCAUCUCCCUCCGCCUGGGGACCCAGCUCGUGGUCGUAGCCUCCUCGCCAGAAGCCGCCAGCGAGAUCCUCAAAACCCACGACCACGACCUCUCCGGCCGGAGCGUCCCCCACGUGUCCUUCGCUCGCGACCCGGAGCUGAACCGCGACUCCAUCGCGUGGGCGACCCACUGCACGGACCAGUGGCGCUCCCUCCGCUCGUUGGUUCGGGCCGAGCUGUUCACCUCCAAGGCUCUGGACCGGCACUCGGAGGCUCGGGAGAAGCAGGCUCGGGAGAUGGCUCAGUUUCUGGAGCGGAGGCAGGAGGAGGGGGAAGAGGUGAGGGUCCGUGACGUGGCGUUCGCAUUUAUGUUCAAUGGGUUGGCGAGCGCUUACGUGUCGAGGGAGCUGGUCCAGCUGGAAGGCGGCGGUGACGUGGAGCGGGUGAGCGGGAUCGUGAGGGAGAUGAUGGAGCUGUACGCGGCUCCGAAUGUAUCGGACCUUUAUCCGUCGUUGGGCGGGCUCGACAUCCUGGGUCUGAGGAAGCGUACGGAGGAGUGCGUGGCGAAGCUGAGGGAGGUGUGGGACCCGCUCAUCAUCUCGCGGCGGAGGGAAGUGAAAGCAAGUGAUCGUCGCGAUGAUAACGGCGGCGGCCGUGACUUCCUGGACGCGUUGCUCGACGUUGGGUUUUCCGACGAGGCGAUCAGUUACACCUUUGUGGAAAUGCUAGCGGCGGUAUCAGACUCAACAAGCGCGUCCACCGAAUGGGCGCUGGCAGAACUUCUCAAGAACCCUAAAACAAUCACCGCAGCUCGUCGGGAGCUCGACGGCAAGUUCCCCAAAGGCCACGUCAUCAAAGAAUCCGACCUCCCCGACCUUCCUUACCUAUGCGCGUGCGUGAAGGAGACCUUGCGCCUCCACCCACCGGCGCCGCUCCUGCUGCCACGCCGGGCGGCGAGGGACUGCCACGUCAUGGGCUACACCAUACCUGAGGGCGCCCAGGUGUUCGUCAACGUUUGGGCGAUCGGAAGGGACCCGCGGUACUGGGAGGACGCAUCGAGUUUCAAGCCGGAGAGGUUUAUCAUGGCCGGCGGUGGUGGUCGUGAGCAUGACGUGGAUUACAAGGGCAGCAACUUCGAGUUCCUGCCGUUUGGGAGCGGGAGGAGGAUGUGUUCCGGGAUGCCCAUGGCGAUAAGGAUGAUCCAGCUGGCGGUGGCUACUUUGGUCCACGGGUUUGAGUGGUUGCUGCCGGAGGGAGCGGCGGCGGCGGUGGAGGAAAUGGGGAUGGAGGAGAGGUACGGUGUCACGCUGUUGAAACUGGACCCACUAGUGCUCAUCCCAACUCCGAGGGUUUAAGUAAUGAUAAACAUAAACUUCCUAUGUAUUCUUAUUAAUUAAUAUGCUUCUGUACGUUGAAUGAUAAUUUGCAGCUAAACCUAUAUGUAAGACAUCUCAUAUGGUAGAUUGGUUAUAUCAUCAAUGCAUGAAUUAUGGAGUCUUUCCACGUUGAUGUUAGGAGGAGCAGAACAUGGAAGAUCAACCAUCAAAAAUAAUAAUGGAAGCAAGCUAUAACAAAUGGAUUGAAAGUUAAUAAAAGACAAAUUGGUUU
This is a messenger RNA of Linum trigynum, 2774 nucleotides long. The record is from the annotation of a GenBank genome assembly. NCBI's taxonomy places the organism in Eukaryota, Viridiplantae, Streptophyta, Magnoliopsida, Malpighiales, Linaceae.